Molecule: messenger RNA, 1425 nt
Organism: Acanthochromis polyacanthus (spiny chromis)
Lineage: Eukaryota; Metazoa; Chordata; Actinopteri; Pomacentridae
Exons: 3
Coding region: 200-1354 (384 amino acids)
Source: RefSeq, a predicted model, not a curated record
CACUGUACCUGAGAGACACAUCAACCACCGAUGGCUGUCUGCAUAUGACAUUUCUAUAGAUACUCUGAGGAUGUGGAACUGCCACAAACUUUUCUAUUAUGGAUUUAUGUCCAUGGAAGACCAGACCCCACUGCAAAGCAAUCAUCUGUGAGACAAGCAUGGAAGACAAUGGCUGUGAAGGUUAAGAGUCUGACAGCAGAUGGGAAGGAGCGUAAAAAAAAGGAUUAUCCAGAAAGUUCUCGUAUGUGAAAAGAAGACUCUCUUGAUCCCGAACUUUUACAAGACUGUACUGCCGUUGCUGAAGAGCUAUGUCUGUCUGUUUCAGUCAUCUGCCCCACUUGUACACAAGCUUCAUGAAAAGCAGGAAGCCUUGAUGAGACAGUUUCUGUCCAGCUAUGUGCGUCAGGAACAGAUUGAGACAGGCUCAAAAUUACUGAAGCAGGAGUUGGCAGAGGAUGUCGGUCAGUUCAUGAACAAAGGUUCCCUUCUGUAUGGAGGCCAGCAGACCAAAGAUCUCAUCAUGCAAUGUCGUAAGGACGACACCAUGGUGGCCCAGUUCAAGGAAAAUGUUUUCAAGGCAUACCGUGACACAGGAGUGUACUUGCAGAAGAAGCUGCCCUUGGGAAAUGAGCUUCUCCGAGCCCUUGUUUACGUUGACCCACUUAUGCAGAAUCGUCACAGUGCUCAGAUGAAACUGGAGAAGUUGCCUAAGUACCUGCCCAAAUUGUUGUCAGUACAGGAGCAAGACAACUUCUACUUGGAAGUUCGCAGGUAUCUGGUUGACAAGACUCUACCACAUUAUGAGGAAGAGAAGAUGACCUUGGACCAGUGGUGGACCAAGGUACAGAAAAAAGGACAGUACCCGAACCUGUGUAAGGUUGUGCUUGCAAUGUGCACUAUCUUUCAUGGCCCACAUGUUGAGUCUUCGUUUAAUAUAAUGGAAGACAUUGUGAAUGUGAGAUCAACAAGGAUUGGCACUGAUUUAUACAAUGCCUAUCAGACAGUGAAGUACCAUUUAAGAGCUCACAAGAAAAGUGCAGUAGAGUACUUCAAGCGUUCAGAUGUUGAAUUUGACCCUGUGGACCCAAAGCUUGUGUCAAACAUGACAAGUGCUAGUGCAGAAAGACCUGCAUAUGUGCCUAGUGACAAAUCCAUGCCAGAAAGUAAAGCAGCCACAAAGAGACGUAUGGAUGCUGAGGCCAGAGAUGACAGGCUGCUGUUUGUAAAAGAAAAAGCUGAUGAGCCACCAGCUAAAAUGGCUAAACUUUCUGAGCCGGCCACAGACUCUGACAAGAGGAAAAAUGCACUGGAUUUGCUCCUUCAAAAGAGAAAGGAGAAGCAACAAAGGAAAUGAACUUGACUGUGAUAUGUGAUAUAGGAGCUGACCAUUGUUGACAACUUCAUGUGGUUCAUUCAAAUUUGAAU